GAAUUGCCACGUUUUUAGGUUAGUAGAAAAAAAAAGAAUUGAAAUUGGAAAAAAAAAAUUCAACAAAAUGGACGUUGCAACACUUUGGCGCUUGCAGCAGGCGCAUCAGCGGCAACGUAACGAGUGGGACAGGAUUGGUAGACGCCUCAAGCGGCUGACGGGCAAGAGGUCCAGCGACUUGCUCAUCCACGAUCCGCUCCUGCUGGCACCGUUCGCCGCCCAUCCUGGACAGCGGAUGAGCGGUGGCGGUCAGCUGGCGCCGAUGGCCAGUAAGCAGACAACGCAGAUGAGACGCAAUCAUCCGAGUAAAUCGGUUAAGUUCCCAGCGCCCAAUAAUAACCCCUUGGAUCUACUUGUCGUGGGUCAACGGCUGAUAAUGCAUCGUCCACCUGGACGACGCCAAGUGCAGCCCCACAGUCCCAUGUCCUCUCAGCCCCGCCAGCAUGUCGAAGAGUACGUCUAUUUCUAUCCGGUCCACUACCAUGAGACGGACCACUGGCCUCCACACGGUCAGCGGGAACCAAAUCUUGUGAUGGAUGCACGAUUUGUGGCCGAGCUACUCGAUGAGCUGCUGAUGACUGCAGGCAACCGUAUUUGAUUUGUGCUUCGUUCAAAUAAAAAAAAACGCUAAACGUUCUUUUUUCUCCUAUAUUUCCUAAAAACGAUAUAUGAUUUCAUUUAAAAUUCUGAAAUUAACAAUUGAAUUUACAUAAAAAAUGCCGAUCUGUUUGUACUUCCAUUUUAAAUUUAUUUGUUUGCAUUUACAAAAAAAUCCGACCAUUAAACAAACAAUUUGUUACCUAAGAUAGUAGAGAGACUACAAGAGUGUGCGGCAAUUUUGGGGCUGAAUUAAGGGGGUUCAUUGCGAAGGAGUAUCAAUUUCGGGGCUACAAUAUCGGUUGAUUCAGUAAAAAUAUAUAACUAUA
Molecule: messenger RNA, 926 nt
Organism: Drosophila sechellia
Lineage: Eukaryota; Metazoa; Arthropoda; Insecta; Diptera; Drosophilidae
Exons: 1
Coding region: 68-598 (176 amino acids)
Source: RefSeq, a predicted model, not a curated record